Molecule: messenger RNA, 8080 nt
Organism: Ochotona curzoniae (black-lipped pika)
Lineage: Eukaryota; Metazoa; Chordata; Mammalia; Lagomorpha; Ochotonidae
Product: myomegalin-like
Exons: 44
Coding region: 177-7238 (2353 amino acids)
Cellular component (GO): microtubule organizing center; nucleus
Molecular function (GO): zinc ion binding
Source: RefSeq, a predicted model, not a curated record
CCCAAGACCUGGAGAGCACGCCAGCGGUCCGGGCCAUGUUGCGGUAGCCCCGGCCUCCCUCGCGGCCCCACAGCCUCGGUGCGGCCCAACAGGCUCUUUUCAUGUUGAGGUGCAGCAGCACCAUGUUCCUAGGGUGAGAGCUGCUAGGGCAUGCUGCUCCCCAUGGGUUGCCCACCAUGUCUAAUGGAUAUCGCACUCUGUCCCAGCACCUCAAUGACCUGAAGAAGGAGAACUUCAGCCUCAAGCUGCGCAUCUAUUUCCUGGAGGAGCGCAUGCAACAGAAGUAUGAGGCCAGCCAGGAAGACAUCUACAGGAGGAACAUCGAGCUGAAGGUUGAAGUGGAGAGCCUGAAGCGAGAACUCCAGGACAAGAAGCAGCAUCUGGAUAAAACAUGGGCCGAAGUGGAGAAUCUCAACAACCACAGUGAAGCUGAGCUCCGGCGCCAGUAUGAGGAGCGGCAGCAGGAGACGGAGCGCCAGUAUGAGCUCCUGGAGAACAAGAUCCAACUUCUGCAGGAGGAAUCCAGGAUAGCAAAGGAUGAAGCUGCACGGAUGGCUGCACUGGUGGAAGCAGAGAAAGAGUGUAACCUGGAGCUUUCAGAGAAACUGAAGGGAGUCACCAAGGACAUGGAGGAUGUGCAAGCAGACAAGCUCACAUCUGACCAACACACCGAGGCCCUGGCCGGGAGGGACAAGAAAAUUGAAGAGCUGAGCCAAAGCCUGGCUGCCCAGGAGAAGCUGGUAGAACAGCUGUCUCAGGAGAAACAACGACUGCUACACCUGCUGGGGGAGCCAAGCAGCAUGGAUGUGCAGCCCAUGACUGAAGAAUUACUCAGACAACAAAAGGUGAACUCCGAUGAGACCACUGUAAGUCAACAGUCUGUGCCUGAUUCCCACUUGGCUGAACUUCAGGAGAAAAUCCAACAAACCGAGGCCACCAACAAGAUUCUUCAAGAGACACUGAAUGAAAUGAACCAUGAACUGAAGUCUGCUCAGGAGUCAUCGCAGAAACAAGAUAGUACCAUUCAAAACCUCAGGGAAACUCUGAAAAGCAGGGAAAAUGAGACCGAGGAGCUGUACCAGGUGAUUGAAAGUCAAAAUGACACCAUGGCAAAGCUUCGAGAAAUGCUGCACCAGAGCCAACUUGGACAACUUCAGAGUUCAGAGGGUACCGUGCCAGCUCAGCAGCAGGUAGCUCUGCUCGAUCUUCAGAGUGCCCUGUUCUGCAGUCAGCUUGAAAUACAGAAGCUCCAGAGGGCAGUGCGACAGAAGGAACGCCAGCUGGCCGACGCCAGGCGUUGUGCACAGUUUGUAGAGGCUGCAGCACGAGAGAGAGAACAGCAGAAAGAGGCUUCUUGGAAACAUAACCAGGAAUUGCGAAAAGCCUUGCAGCAGCUGCAGGGAGACGUGCAGAAUAAAAGCCACCAACUUCGCACCCUGGAGAUUGAAAAAUACAAUGAAAUACGAACUCAGGAACAACACAUCCAACACCUAAACCAUAGUCUGAGCCACAAAGAUCAGCUACUUCAGGAAUUUCAGGAGCUCCUGCAGUAUCGAGAGAACUCAGACAAAACCCUCGAAACAAACGAGCUGUUGCUUGAGAAACUUCGGCAACGGAUACAAGAUCGGGCAGUUGCUCUAGAGCGGGCUAUUGAUGAAAAGUUCUCCGCCCUAGAGGAGAAAGAACGAGAACUGCGUCAGCUUCAUCUCGCCGUGCGGGAGCGAGACCAUGACUUAGAGCGGCUGCGCGGCGUCCUCUCCUCCAACGAAGCUACCAUGCAGAGUAUGGAGAGUCUCCUGAGAGCCAAGGGCCUGGAAGUGGAGCAGUUAACUACGACCUGUCAGAACCUCCAGUGGCUGAAAGAAGAAAUGGAAACCAAAUUUAGCCGUUGGCAGAAGGAACAAGAGAGUAUCAUUCAGCAGUUACAGACGUCUUUACAUGACAGGAACAAGGAAGUAGAGGAUCUUAGUGCAACAUUGCUCUGCAAACUUGGACCAGGGCAGAGUGAAAUAGCUGAGGAGCUGUGCCAGCGUCUACAGCGAAAGGAGAGGAUGCUGCAGGACCUGCUAAGUGAUCGGAACAAACAAGCGGUGGAGCAUGAAAUGGAGAUUCAGAGCCUGCUGCAGUCCAUGAGCACCAGGGAGCAAGAGAGCCAAGCUGCCGCAGAAAAGAUGGUACAAGCCCUAAUGGAAAGAAAUUCAGAGUUACAGGCCCUGCGUCAGUAUCUAGGCGGGAAAGAGUACAUGAUGUCCCAAGCAUUCAGUUCUCACCAACAAGCUGCAGUUGCCUCCAGUGGCCCUCCACUUGCAGAGCAGACUGAGCAAGGUUCACUGCACGUAUCAUCCAGAGAUGGUAGCACUUCAUUGACUGCCAAAGAAGAUGCCAGCACACCCAGGUCCAUGCUACGAGACUUGGACACUAUUGCAGGAUUGGAAAAAGAGCUAAGUAAUGCCAAAGAAGAGCUUGAACUCAUGGCUAAAAAAGAGAGAGAGAGCCACAUGGAACUUUCCGCUCUACAGUCCAUGAUGGCUGCACAGGAGGAGGAGCUGCAGGUGCAGGCUGCCGAUCUGGAGUCCCUCACUAGGAACAUACAGAUCAAAGAAGAUCUCAUAAAGGACCUGCAAAUGCAACUGGUUGAUCCUGAAGACAUACCAGCUAUGGAACGCCUGACCCAGGAAGUCUUACUUCUUCGGGAAAAAGUUGCUUCUGUGGAAUCCCAGGGUCAAGACAUCUCAGGAAACCGAAGACAACAGUUGCUGCUGAUGCUAGAAGGCCUGGUAGAUGAACGGAGUCGGCUCAAUGAGGCCUUACAAGCAGAGAGGCAGCUCUAUAGCAGUCUGGUGAAGUUCCAUGCCCAUCCAGAGAACUCCGAAAGAGACCGAACUCUGCAGGUGGAAUUGGAAGGGGCCCAGGUGUUACGCAGUCGACUAGAAGAAGUUCUCGGAAGAAGCCUGGAGCGCUUAAGCAGGCUGGAGACGCUGGCCGCCAUUGGAGGUUCAGCUGCAGGAGAUGACACUGAAGAUACAAGCACCGAGUUCACAGACAGCAUUGAGGAGGAAGCUGCUCACAGGAGCCACCAGCAACUCAUCAAGGUGGCUUUGGAGAAAAGCUUGGCAGCUGUGGACACCCCGGAUGUAUCUCUUUCCUCCUCUUCCCCAGUCGGAGGGGACAGUAACAGGUGUCUGCAGGAAGAAAUGCUACACCUGAGGGCUGAGGUUCAUCAGCACCUAGAAGAGAAGAGGAAAGCAGAGGGGGAGCUGAAGGAGCUAAAGGCUCAAAUUGAGGAAGCAGGAUUCUCCUCCGUGUCUCACAUCAGGAACACCAUGCUGAGCCUUUGCCUGGAGAACGCAGAACUGAAAGAGCAGGUGGGAGAAGCAAUGUCUGAUGGAUGGGAGAUAGACGAUGACAAGGAGAAGGGCGAGGUGAUGGUGGAGACCGGAGCCGCCAAAGGAGGUCCCAAUGACAGUAACCUUCAGUCUGAGUUCCGAAAGCUGCAGGGAAAACUGAAGAAUGCCCACCAUAUUAUCAGCCUCCUCAAGGAACAGCUAGUGCUGAACAGCAAGGAAGGGAAGAACAAACCAACUCCUGAGCUGCUGGGGCAUCAUGACAAGGAGACCGGCAAAAGGAACUUGGGACUGCCUUGUUCUGCUGAGAAGCACCAGUGCCAAGAGGAGGAGGAUGUGAGCAUGAGGCCCCACCCCAGACCCCAGAGCCUUGACCUCGGAACUGUUCUCCCUGGGGAUGCCCAUCAACUGAAUAACAAACCCCAGAUCUGGGAUCCUGUGCCACAGUCAGAACUCAGCCUUUCGGGCUCCACCAAGCACCUACGCUCCCAACUGGCACAAUGCAAACAACGCUACCAAGAUCUCCAAGAGAAGCUGCUGAUCUCAGAAGCCACUGUCUUCGCCCAGGCGAACCAGCUGGAGAAAUACAGAGUCGUAUUUGCAGGUGAAUCCUUGGUGAAACAAGACAGCAAGCAGGUCCAAGUGGACCUGCAGGACCUGGGCUAUGAGACUUGUGGCCGAAGUGAGAAUGAAGCUGAGCGGGAGGAGACCACAAGCCCUGAGUGUGAGGAGCAUAACAGCCUUAAGGAAAUCCUCAUGGAGGAGACAUGCUCUGGGAAGGGACGCCUGGGUCCCCCCCUGGCCAGCUGCCCUGGGAGGAAGCAGCAGGAAUUGCAAGCUCAGGGGCAAGCAGAGGACAUCUCAGCCCUGCAGAAGGACAUCAUGGAUCUGAAAGCCCAGCUGCAGAGUGCCAACAAGGUCAUCCAAAGCCUCAAGAGCCGAGUCCGAUCCCUAUCCGUUACAAGCGAUUACUCAUCGAGCCUGGAAAGACCCCGGAAGCUGAGGGCUGUUGGUGACCUUGAAGGAUCUUCACCUCGUAGUGUCACUGAUGAGGAUGAGGGCUGGCUGUCCGAUGGCACUGGGGCUUUCUACCCACCAGGGAUUCAGGCCAAAAAGGAUCUGGAGCGACUCAUCCAGAGGGUGGCACAGCUGGAGGCACAGCUGCCCAAGACCGGCCUGGAAGGGAGACUGGCGGAGGAGCUGAGGUCGGCCUCGUGGCCAGGGAAAUAUGAUUCCCUGAUUCAGGAUCAGGCUCGAGAACUCUCCUACCUUCGGCAAAAAAUUCGAGAAGGGAGAGGCAUCUGUUACCUUCUCAUCCAGCAUGCAAAAGAUACCGUCAAGUCUUUUGAAGACCUGCUAAGGAGCAAUGACAUUGACUACUACCUGGGGCAGAGCUUCCGGGAGCAGCUUGCCCAGGGAAGCCAACUGACAGAGAGGCUCACCAAUAAACUCAGCACCAAGGAUCAUAAAAAUGAGAAAGAACAAGCUGAACUCGAGCCACUGGCCCUCAGGCUCAGCAGGGAGCUGCAGGAGAAGGAGAAAGUGAUUGAGGUGCUGCAGGCCAAGCUGGACGCCCGGUCUGUCUCGCCCCCCAGCAGCCGUGCCUUGUCCGACUCCCAUCGUUCUCCCAGCAGCACCUCCUUCCUGUCUGAUGAGCUGGAAGCCUGCUCAGACAUGGAUGUUACUAGCGAAUACACACAUUAUGAAGAGAAGAAAGCUUCACCCAAUCACUCAGAUUCCAUCCAUCAUUCAAGUCAUUCUGCUUCAUUGUCUUCUAAACCAUCAGCCAACAGUGCAUCUCAGGGAGUUAAGGCCGAAUCCAGCAGCAACCCUAUCAGCUUGGCAACUCCCCAGAGUCCCACAAAGGAGGCCAGCCAGGCCCAGCCAGGCUUCUGUUUUAACUCCAUGCCCAAGUUGGCUAGCCUCCCCCAGGCACCACUGCCCUCAGCUCCAUCCAGCUUCCUGCCUCUCAGCCCCCUUGGCCCUUCCCUCGGCUGCUGUGAGACACCGGUGCUCUCUUUGGCUGAGGCUCAACAGGAGCUGCAGAUGCUUCAGAAGCAGCUGGGAGAAAGUGUUAGCACUGUCCCACCUUCCUCCAGAGCUCCAUUGCCAAGCAACCAUUUGGAUGCCAGCUCUUCCCUCUUCCUCAGCCCUGCUCAGCCCCAGUCUCCUGCAAGGGGCACCAUAGAGCUGGGCAGAAUUCUGGAGCCUGGGUACCUGGGCAGCCAUGGCCAGUGGGACAUGAUGAGACCUCAGAAGGGGAGUAUGUCUGGGGACCUGUCCUCAGGCUCAUCUUUAUUCCAGCUUCACUCCAAACCCACAGGGGCUGAUCUACUGGAAGAGCAUCUUGGUGAAAUUCGGAACCUACGCCAGCGUUUGGAGGAGUCUAUCUGCAUUAAUGACCGCUUGCGGGAGCAGCUGGAACACAGGCUUAGCUCCACCACCCGUGGCAGUGGAUCCACCUCAAAUUUCUGUGGCCAAGGCCUGGAAUCCAUUCCUCAGCUCUACAAUGAGAACAAAGUCCUCAGGGAAGAAAAUCGGAGCCUUCAGGCCCAGCUGAGCCAUGUGUCUAGAGAGCACUCCCAGGAAACAGAAUGCCUGAGGGAGGCUCUGCUGUCCUCCCGAUCCCGACUGCAAGAGCUGGAGAAGGAGCUGGAGCACCAGAAAGUGGAGAGGCAGCAGCUCUUGGGAGACCUGCGGGAGAAGCAGCAGGAGAUCUUGCAUUUCAGGGAGGAACGUCUGUCCCUGCAGGAAAAGGACUCCAGGCUGCAGCACAAGCUGGCCCUCCUGCAGCAGCAGUGUGAGGAGAAGCAGCAGCUGUUUCAGAGCCUCCAGUCGGAGCUACAGAUCUAUGAAGCACUUCACAGCAAUUCGAAGAGGGGGCUGAAAGCUUUUGGUCUGGAUGCCUGCCACCAGGCCCCUCUGAGCAGUGACUUGAGUUGCCUGGUGGCAGAGAUCCGAGUUCUGAGAGGGCAGCUGGAGCAAAGCAUCCAGGUGAACAACUGUCUGCGGCUGCAGCUGGAGCUGCAAUUGGAGGGUGGUGUUGGCAAAGCCAGCCCUGGUGCCUGCUCCAUGAGCCAGAGCUUCACCACCAGCACUGACCCUGGAAACAAGCAGCCCAUCUUCCAAGACUCAACUGCUUCCCCUCCAGUUCGGGAUGUUGGCAUGAAUCCCCCAGUCAUGGACUUCCCCAGCUCCUGUUCCUCCACUCCUGGAUCAGAAACUGUCAUCUUCAGUAGGAGAGAUGAGCUGAGUUUGUGUACUUCUCCUUUAAGGAAGGACACUCCCAAGCUGGAGGGUGAUGCUACUGAUGGCUGUUUUGCCAAUAAGCAUGGUCGCCACGUUAUUGGUCACAUUGAUGACUAUAGUGCCCUCAGGCAGCAAAUUGAGGAGGGCAAAUUGCAGGUGGCGAAGGUAGCAGCUCUCCUGAGGUCAGCAUGCGACUUCCCUGGCCUGGAAGCUCAGGCCACCGAGGUGCUGGACUGCAAAGGCCUCCGCAAGCUUCGGAGCAGCACCAGCGCCCUGCACCACACCCUGCAGGAGGCAGCCGCACUCCUGGCCAUGUUCUGGCGGGCAGCCUUGCCAAGCUCCCACAGCCCCGUGCUGUUAGGCAAAGCGGGGGAGUCAGUGGAAAGAGAGCUCACCGAGCUGAGAGCCCGAGUCUCCGAGCAGCAGAGGCUGCUUCAGGGCACAGCGGAGCGGCUGCGGACCGCCAACCAGCAGAGGGAGAACCUGGAGCAGUUCAUCGUCAGCCAGUUGACCAGGACGCAUGAUGUUUUGAAGAAGGCAAAGACUAAUUUGGAGGAACCAUGCAGGAAGCGCAUCCAAAGGAGAUCUCUGAACCAGCCAGGAGAAAUGGGCCUGUGUCCUGUAGCUCCACUGCCUUCUUGCUGAAGAGGAGCUGAGCCCUAUUCCUCCAAGCCCACUGCAGGGUCAGGAGAAGGGCUCUAAGGAGUCAUGGAGGGGGCAGGGAGGAAGGCAGAGUGCCUUCCUGGCAGUGGAAGACCACCACUAGCCAAGAUCUGUCAGCCCCAGCAAGAAGCCAAACACACAGAGAGGAAGGACCCUGUGACACUGCUCGUAAGCAGCCCACUGGCAUAGCAGUGGCCACAGCACGGUUCUCACCUAUGCAGCUGCUCCUAAUUGGCCAACUCAAGACAAGUAGGACCGAGCUGCCUGCAGACAGGACGUGUGGUCCCCAUCGCAGAGCUACACAGACAGUUCUAGAAGCACACUGCUGAGUGGCAGUGCCUUGCUGGACAGUGUCAGGGGCUCCAUGAGCGCUGCUCCCAGACCUGCCCCCAGUUAGCACUCUGCAGCCUGCAGCGUCACACACGGUGACUGUAGGGACAUCACAGAUGCCAUUUCACACUGCCUCAUGCUCCUCCUGGUUUUGAUCUAUUUCCUGUCCUAUUUUUUUUUUCACCUGAAAUCCACCCAAACAAUUUGGCACGGAAGGCCAUACCUAGUCUGUUAAAACUCUUGUGUACAACAAAUUGUGGGGUUUUUUUUUUUGAGUGGCCUGGGAGAAGGCUUCAACUAUGCUCACGCCUCGCCUGUGUUUUCACAGUGCAUACAGAUGGUGUGUAUGUGUGUACAAAUGUAUGCAGCAGAUUUAUAUAUGGUGCUAAAGCCACCGCAAAGGGCAAUGUAACUUGUAGGCAGGGUUGGCAAGAGCAAAGGAUAAUCUUUUUGGUAGAUGUUAAAGCAAUGUGUAUAAAGUAAUAAACAGUUUU